This is a messenger RNA of Auanema sp. JU1783, 1089 nucleotides long. Lineage: Eukaryota; Metazoa; Nematoda; Chromadorea; Rhabditida; Rhabditidae. The record is from the annotation of a GenBank genome assembly.
AUGUCCAUUCUAGCAGGGCCUAAAUAUAAACAACGCAUUUCUGUCGAUCCCCGGAAUUUAACGUGGAAAAAUGAAGAAGACAGUGUUUCCAAGAAACUUAUGCGGAAGAUGGGGUGGAAUUCCGGUGAUGGUCUAGGUAAGAACCGACAAGGAAGUUCCGAGCAUCUCAAACCGAAAGCAAACUAUUCUGGAAAAGGCUUGGGCGCUGACAAAGUAGCUUCGUAUGAUAGUACGUGGAUUGGACAUCACGAUGAUUUUGCUGAUUUACUCAGUGCUCUUAAUAAGAAUAAAGAAAGCAUUUCCAAGAACACGGAAGCCUCUGAGGAUAAGGAUCUGGAAAAGAUGUCUAUGGAACUGAAAAGCAAAAGCAUCAGAAGACGUAUCCAUUAUCAGAAGUUCACCAGAGCCAAGGAUAGUUCUAACUACUCUGCGAACGAUAAAUCUGCCAUUCUGGGAUUAGGACUGAAAAGAACUAAAGAAGAUGAAGUAGUUGUCAAAAGAGAAAUAGAGGAAGAAUUCACCACUGACACACAACAUACUGUUAGUACGAUAUCAAUGACUGAUUACUUCGCUACCAAGAUGGCCGCUUUAAAAAAGAAAAGCAAGAAAGUUAAAGAUGAACCUGUUGAUGAUUAUUCAGAAUACGAAGCCGAGAGGAGCCAAAGCACGAUGGUUAAGGAAGAACCUGAAGACGAGGGUUCAGAAUACGAUGCCGAGAAGAGCCAAAGCACGAUGGUUAAGGAAGAACCUGAAGACGAGGAGUCAGACUCGGAAAGCAAAAAAAAGAAGAAGAGCAAAAAAAGAGAGAGGGAAAGAGAAAGGAGAACUAGAGAAGAAUCUGUGGAAGAGGCAGAGUUAGACUCUGAAAGCAAAAAGAGCAAACGAAGAAAGGCUAGAGAAGAACCUGUGGAAGAGGCAGAGUCAGACUCGGAAAGCAAAAAAAAGACGAAGAGCAAAAAAAAAAAGAAGAGCAAAGAGGAACCUGAGGACGAGUCCGAAAGCAAGAAGAGCAAACGGAGAAAGGCUAGAGAAGCACCUGUGGAAGAGGGUAUAAGUCUGAUAACCAGACUUCUCACGCAUUUGAUUUAG